GUCAGUCUAUACAGUGUUGGUGUGCUGACUACUUGUUUGGGGGGGUCUUCAACAUGGUAAAACUCUGGGAACCCCCCGAAGCUUGUGCAUAAAGGACUAAUCUUGAAGACGCACAGGGUUAAUUUCGAGCCCCCACCACCACCACCCACAUCUCCAAUUUGAAAGCCGCCUCUCUACCGGGAGAGGAAGGCUCUUUUUCGGUCAGAUGGCGUGCUGCAGUCCGCCCCCGUCAUUCUCCAGCCCACACAGACAGCAAAAAGGCAGCCAGCAACCAAUACGGUGCGCCGGAGGAGGAUUUCUGCCAGUGAUUUCAGACGAGGUACGAUACGCAAAGGGGAUUUACUACGCCAAUCUGCGCCGGGGAAGCUGUCGGCAGUAGUUUCACUCCGGGAAUACCGACCCCUGACAUCGGUGGUUGGAGAGACACCUUUGCGUAAUUACGCCGGUUUCCUCUCUACACAUCCGUCUGCCUGAACAAGGUUCAUGUGUUUCCUUUCUCCUGCCUAAACUUUCCAGUGCUGUGUGCCAUGUCUCUGCCACGCACUCUUGGGGAGUUGCAGCUGUACCGGGUGCUGCAGAGGGCCAACCUGCUGGCCUAUUAUGAAACCUUUAUCCAGCAGGGUGGCGACGACGUGCAGCAGCUCUGCGAGGCAGCGGAGGAGGAGUUCCUGGAGAUCAUGGCACUAGUUGGCAUGGCCACCAAGCCACUGCAUGUGCGUAGGCUGCAAAAAGCCCUCCGAGACUGGGCGGCGAACCCUGCCCUUUUCAGCCAGCCUGUGGCUAACGUCCCUCUGGGAGGCAUUCCGCUGUUCAAAGUUGAUGGGACCAGCCCAAGUGGAUCAGCAGGUGGGCCCAGGAAGUCUGUGAGUAAUGGGCAGCCGGGGUCCCCCUGUGAAAGAGAGGAUCGGGCGUGUCUUACCCCAAUGCACAGUGGGAGUCCAAGAAGCCCCUGCUCUCAGGCCUCUCCACAGCCACCAGACACACACUACAGGGAAAAGCUGUCACCCAUGGACCCACACUGGCUCAGCCCAGAGCCGGAUGGGAACGGCAAUCUGACUUCUGCAUCUGGAAUAGAGGAGGAGCCGCCGAGCCCGCCGCUGCUGUCCACAUGUCCUCCUGGUCCCUCCACAUCUCCGAGCCCCUCUGCAUCUUUUGCCCCGACGACUCUGUCAGCCUGGCCAGGAGGGCAGCUGGACGGGGAGACGGCGAGGGCAGUGGUGGAGAGCGUGGAUAGGCUCCUCAGGACCCUGCCCAGGUCAGACCCCGCGGAGGUGAAAACUCUGCUGAGGAUGAACAAGAAGAUGGCAAAGACUGUGGGGCACAUCUUCAGAAUGGGGUCCCAGGAUGUGAACAAGGAAGAGGAGAUCCGGAAAUACAGUCUCAUUUAUGGACGCUUUGACUCCAAGAGGAGAGAAGGCAAGCAGCUCACACACCAUGAGUUGAUCAUCAAUGAAGCUGCAGCCCAGUUCUGCAUGCGCGACAAUGCCCUUCUGCUGAGACGGGUGGAGCUCUUUUCUUUGGCUCGGCAGGUGGCGAGAAAAUGUGCCUACACCUCCACUCUGAAGCAUGCAAGGACAAAUGCAGAUGAGAACAACAUACUGUCCCUGAAGAGAGCGAGACAUGAGGUAAUCGUGCCUGAGAGUGUGUCAUCGCUUCUCGGAGUGGAGGGAUCUGAGGGCUUGACUCAAAAGGCAGAUGAUGACAGCUUGUCUGCAGAAAGCCUGGACAGUGUAUCGCACGACAUGGGCUCACAGUGCAACCAGUCCCCAUCCCCCCGUCCCCACAGCGACACCUCCAACCCGGCCAGCUGGAGUCGCCAUCUCAUACAGCAAACGCUAAUGGACGAAGGGCUGCGAUUGGCUCGGAUGGUGUCACAUGACCGGGCGGGAAAGAUCAGCCUAGGGUCAGAUGGAGCUCACUCCACAGACCAUGACAGUAAAGUGGAGAGGCAGAGCUCAAUAACAGCAAUCAGGAGCAGUAGCCCUUGCAUCACCAAAGAUGACUCCAACCAUCGGGGGAAAUGAAACCCUCACUGGGUUAUCAGGGAACUUGUGCUCGGUCCUGCCAGAGAACUCCAGUCAGACAUCUGACGGAGAAAAGACUCUUUCUGACUACAAAAUCAAUACAUUAAAUGUGAGAAUUUACCAGCGACUGAUACCAUGAAUCUGCAGCGGCUUCUAAACCCUCAAGUUGUGAACGAAGAUCAAAAUGUUCUCUUUUGAUUUUUAUAUUCAGUAAAUACAUAAGGGAGACACUGUUUUGUAUGAUUGUUUGAUCACGCGGACCACAUGUCCAGCAGAUUUUAGCUAACAGAGGAAAAAAUGACUGAUUUCUGUUGUUGUGAGCGUUGCCUUGUGGUGGAAGUGCCACCUGCUUCAGACUAAAUAGACUCAACACAGCAGGGGGCACUGCAACUUUGGAAACUGAUUUGUUCAAGUUCCUCCACACAGAGCAGCAGGCUGUAGUUACGUAGAGGAAAUGUGUUUGUAGUAGAGAGAUUUUCAUCGACAGUUACAGUGUAAUGACAGCGUGGUUACGUCCUGUGACGCUCCUCAUCCUCAGGAAACACAUGGAUGUUCUGGUUUAGACAGAAGUCAGCGUGGUAAAAUGGGACAAAGUCAGACAUGAGUGAUGUUUGUGUAGUUUUUUUUUUUAAAAAAAGCAUUUUUGGCAUGUAUUGAUCUAGAUUUCCGCGAGCAUGCGCACAAACACCAACAUCAGGGUCAGAGGCCUUUUUUUGUCCUUUGCUGCAUCAUCUAAUCUGUUAGAUCUGAACCAGGCUGAGCUCUCUGCGAUGUAAAGCCGUCGGUCUUCAUCAUCAACUCGCUCACAUCUUUCUGUUGCACAAAUGGUUGAUGUGGUGUUUAUAUGAGAUAAUAUUUCAGGCUUCUGCUAGAGCCACUUCAUUAUCUUUGAUUAUGUGAAAAUGUACUCAGAACACCUUUUUCUAAACUGACUGGACUGAAUAGACGGUGGUUCAGGGGCAGCUACAGUGUCUUGCUCAAGGGCCCUUCAGCAGGGAGGAUGUUUGCUGACUUCUUCUCUCAUGUUUAAAGUCGUGCACUAAAGUUGCCACUGUCCGCCCUUUGAGAAACCUGCAUUCAAAACUACACUGCAAGAUUUAGAGUUGUAAGAAAUGUUUCAAAAAUCAUUUACCAGGCUAUUUUCAGAAAUCUGGUAAUUACUGUAGAUUUGUGAUGGGAUUUUAUAGGUGUACUAACAAACUUACAUUAUGACGGUGUGUCUUUGGGAAGAUAUUUCUGUAGUCUUGGAUUAACAAAUUGAACCUUGCGUCACUUUUUAGAAAUGGUUCUUUUGUCCUUUAAGAUGUAUAGUAACUCGACUAAUCUCUCUUUUGUAAAAAGUAACAAAAACACAAGUUUGCAGAAAGAAAUCCCAUGGUGCUUGACUUUCGAUACAGCAGCUCCCAUAUGUUUGGUUGACCUGUUUGGCCCUCAGAAAGAUGUGUAUUCAGAUGGCUCAUGUUGAUAAAAAUGUUAUGAUUUUUUUAUUCUAACCACAGAGUAUGUCGGUGAGGUAGCUUGCUGUGCAUCAGUUACACCUGCCUGUCUCUUGAGCAUUAGUAACCUCCUCAGUUUAUUAUGUUGCAAAACAGAUUAUUUAUUUUGUUACAUCUCAAUAAAUGUUAUUUUACUGAUUAAAGCUA
This is a messenger RNA of Acanthochromis polyacanthus (spiny chromis), 3667 nucleotides long. RefSeq names its product NGFI-A binding protein 2 (EGR1 binding protein 2) (gene nab2). Gene Ontology annotation, molecular function: transcription factor binding; transcription coregulator activity. Gene Ontology annotation, biological process: negative regulation of DNA-templated transcription. The record is from RefSeq and is a predicted model, not a curated record. NCBI's taxonomy places the organism in Eukaryota, Metazoa, Chordata, Actinopteri, Pomacentridae. The transcript is spliced from 8 exons. Gene Ontology annotation, cellular component: nucleus. Bases 528 to 2024 code for a protein of 498 amino acids.